Molecule: messenger RNA, 2145 nt
Organism: Nematocida minor
Lineage: Eukaryota; Fungi; Microsporidia
Product: protein transport protein SEC24
Exons: 1
Coding region: 1-2145 (714 amino acids)
Biological process (GO): endoplasmic reticulum to Golgi vesicle-mediated transport; intracellular protein transport; COPII-coated vesicle cargo loading
Cellular component (GO): COPII vesicle coat; endoplasmic reticulum exit site
Molecular function (GO): SNARE binding; zinc ion binding
Source: RefSeq, a predicted model, not a curated record
AUGCAUCCUAGUAUAGCUUCAAUUGGAGCAAGCAACCCCCAGAACACAGACGAAAUAAUAUCGCAAAUCAAAGCACAGGAGUACACGUACACUCGCAGUUCUUUUACUUCUGCUCCUUCAAAAAAGGCUGAGCUGAAGAAAACAAAAAUACCCUUCAUUAUUUCUGCUACCAUUCUCCCCUUCAACGAACAGCCAGUGGCAAGAGUAGAGUCAAUCCCAAGAUGCUCGCACUGCAAGGCAUACCUAAACACGUACAGUGAGGUGAUACCCCCUGGAUACAAGUGGAGAUGCUCCAUCUGUCGGAGCAUAAACAAUGCCUCCUCUCCUCUGCACUCGUACGGAGGAUCGCUGCGAGUCUUCAGCCCUUCAGAGAACACAGAAAACAACAAGAGAGCCAGCAACAACCCAAUUCUCACAGAGAGCAUUAUUGAAUUUGUAUCACCAUCGGAGAAGUCCACGCCUCCCCCAGCUUCUCUUGUCUUCAUUAUAGAGUGCACCGCAGAGAGCAUGGAGAAGGGCAUAUUUAGCACAGUGCUAGAGCAGAUAAAAGAAACACUAAUAUACCUAAACGAUCCCCACGAGAGAGCUACCCUCUCCAUUAUGCUUCUUUCUUCUUCCGUUGAGCUUGUUAGGAUGCAGGAUGAAAGCUUGGUAAUUGAUAGAGUAAACGAAAUAGAGGGAUCCCUGCCUAUGCUGAUGGAGACAGAGUACACCAUACGAAUACAAGAUGUGAAAGAUUCUCUGGAUAGAAGAAUGCAGCAGAUACAGGAGUACGCACACACAGCUCAAAGAGAGCCAGGGAAUGCCCUAGGAUUAGCCCUUAAGGUCCUAUCGCAGAUCACCAAUAGAAGAGCAGAGGCAUUCCUCUUCCUUGUGACUCCUCCAUCUAUGCGCCCGGGAGCUGUUGUGUCUCUCUCUAGCAAAUCAGCAUACUCCCACAUCAAUAGCAGCUCAUUCUACGAUAACAUGGCAGCUGAGCUAACCACUAAAAACAUUGCAAUCAAUAUGUACGUUCUUACCUCGAAGACUGUAGACAUUCCCACACUUAUGCCUCUUAUCAGAAAGACAGGGGGGUAUGUGCGGUACUAUCCUGCAUACAUAGGCCACUACACACAGGAUAAGAACGCUCUUAAGUGGGACCUAAUACAGCACUUUUCGCUGGACAAUGGGAACAAUGCGUAUUGCAGAGUGCGCGUGUCAAAUGAAGUAAGUAUAAAACAGUAUUGGGGAGUGGAUGCACAGAAUGAUGGGCUGAUAAGACUGCCCAGACUGGGGAGAGGGAAGACUUUCUCGUUUGAGCUCGAUUAUGAUGACGAUUUAGUCCUGGAGGGCUUAACUGUGCAAAUUGCCUCGAUAUUCACAAACGCGCAGGGAGAGAGAGUUGUUCGAAUUAUUAACUUUGCAGUGCCCCUGGGGCCUACGGCUAUUGACGUACUGGGAGUAGUGCACAGUGUAGCACUCAAGGCUCUCGAUGCAGAGAUACAAAAGAAGGGAACAGGAGUCCAGAGGGCUCUCGCUUUAGCGUCAGAUUGCAUUGAGUGCACAGGCCUAGCAGGAACAAUGGGAGUAUUUCCCAGCUUGAUACACGCUCUGAUAAAAAGCAAAAUAUUCCUCAAUAGUAACGCUAGUAGCAAUAGCAACAAAGGAGUGUCUCCUGAUCUAAGGGGAGUCAUUUGUCUUGCGAUUCAGGAUGCGCCUGUUAAAAUGGCAGAUGCUGUGAUAUACCCAACUCUUGUGAGACUCGAUGGAAAUGACGGUGCGCAGAGUGCAGAUGAAAUAGUUCUUCCGUCUCCUGUGAGGCUCACUGGAGGGGUAGUGGGAUCAGAUGGCACGUACUACUUGGACUGCGGAGUGCUAUCGUACAUAUUUGUAGGAAGCAACUCAGAGUACAAAGUGUUUGAGGGAGUGCAGGGAAGAGCGACAGUGACGCCUGGAAGCAGCGAAAAUGAAAAAAUAAGAAAUGUAAUGGAUUAUAUGGUCGAUGGAAGAGUGGCUGAUCCUGUGACCUACAUUGUGCAGCAGGAUGGCCAUGCCUUUUUGCUAGAGGGCAUGCAGUCGAUGCUUCUAGACGAUGGUCCUUCUCCUGUGUCUGCAUCGUACCAAGAGUACUACAACAGAUUUGUAUCGAAAGGGUACGUAAAAUAA